AUGCCAAUAUCAGCGCCCAAAAUUCCGGACGGUCUACCCGAGCUGAUGCGCGGAUUGGCAAAGAGUGUGAUAAAGGAAAAUCCGGAAAAUCUGUACGUGCAUGCGGCAGAAUACUUUGAAAAUUUGAUCCGUGAGCGUGAUGGCCACCUGGACCAAGGCUACCAAACGUUCAACGCGUAUCAGGUGUACGCGGACUACAAGGAAAAGACCCGCGAAAAGCUGGGCUUGACGAAAGACCCUUCGCUUAGUGAUGGUAUCGGUGGCGAUGGCGAUGAAAGUGGCAGUGGAGGUAGUGAGUCCAAGAUACGGGGUCGAAAGCGACGUCGCGCGCGUAAACCGUCGUCGAGAGAGAGGGAAAAUCCAGCUACGAUGGUGGGUAACCCGUCCGUUAGUGAUGAGGGAGAGCCACCAAAAUUGAAAUCCCUGUCCGAGGAUAGCGCGCCCGUGCCGGUUGUAGAGCAGGAGAUUGUGAAGGUGCAUUACAAUCCACCAGAGGCGGUUCCAUCUCCGGUGCGGGUAGUAAGUGCACAAUCGGUCGAAGCGGAACAGGCCGUGUCCAGCAUUUUGGACGAUGGGUUGAUACUAAAUUCGGAUGGUAAUGAUGGAAAAGACACGGGUGACGAGUUGGCCGAUAAUGGGGACGAUGUCGGAACGGCUCCUAGUACUGCGGAAAUUACUGAACGUACGGUGGCCGUCGACGCAGAGUCGGGUGCGGCGGUGGCCUUGCAGGAUAUGGAAACAUGUUUCAUGCAUGCAAAUGUUGAUGAUUUAUUGGAAAAACACUCGGAAGAUCAACCCGAACCCGAAACCACACGUGACGUGGGCACAGUUGGGAAUGAAACGACGGUUCUCAGUGCACUUGAAGGAGAAGAUAUUCCAGAGGGACCACAGAUCAUAGGGGAGACUGAUAAUGAUGUGGCUGAGGUAGAGCAAGCGCCAGUAAUAGAGAACCCGGAGAAAAACAGCAACGAAAAUGAAGUGCAGAAAGCGUCUGAGGAGCAGUUGCAAAUUGAAGUUGAAGAAAAUACUUCUUCGUCGCCGAUAGCAGAGCAAAGUGUCGUCGAAGCUGGUGUUGAUGGGAUGGAAAACAAAGAACCGGAGGAUCUGGAUAAUAUUCAGCCUUUAAAGGAUGCAGAAGAAGCCGUUAGUUCCAGUAAUGAACCUGCAGAUGAAGCUAGUGUAGAUCAAUCAAAAUCUGAAACAGAUAAUCUAAGCGAGGACAAAGAUGUGCCUGCAGAUGCUGUUUCCAAUACUGAAGUGGACGAAGGAAAGGGUGAAGAUCCGAUUGUUUCCUCUGAAAUUACAAAUGCUGCCGAACCGGGGUCUUCCUCUCCCAACAAAAGUGUAGAACAAGAGCAUGUACCCAGUGAACCAGCUAGUAAUGAAGCGGAAACUUUAUUGGAAAAGCAAAAUGAACUGGCCGUCGUUGAAACACCUGAAGAUGCUCCUACUAUUUCGAGCAGAAUGGGAUUUGAACAGGAUGAAUCAGCUGAAGGAAAUUACGAAAAUGAAAACGCAUUGCUUGCUCCAGUUGAUAAUGAAAAUGUGGAACAAAAUGUUGAGCUGGAGGUACAGGAGGCAAUAAAGGUCGACGAAAUCAAUGUAACCGACCAACCGAAUGAGAUUGGCUUAAACGAUGAAGUUGUAAAAGAUGAAGGCAAUGAAGCUUCCAAGCAGAUUGAUGUUACCGUUCCCAACUCACCCGAUAACGGAGAUUCAUUGAAUGAUAAUGAUACAGUAGCUAAGGAUGCUACAGAUAAACCAUCGGAAGUUGCACCAUCCGAAUCCACAUCCGUUGCAGAUGAAGAAACAUUUGCGGAAACGGAAGAACAGACAAACGCUGCACUAGAAGAUGUUUCCGUUGCAGAAGACACAAAAGAUGAGAAAGAUAAAAAAGCAGACGAAGCAUUGACUCAAAGUGAACCACAAAAUAUUAAUGAAACAAGUGAAACCAAUACUACACCUGAACCAGUUAGUAACGAUGUAACAGUGGAACCAAGUAGAGAAAAUAUUGAUUUUGUUGAACCGGCAGGCACAUCGGAAGAAACCGUUCCUACGGAUGUAAAAAGUAGUGAACUUUCUACUGAUCCGAUAGUUGAUCCUCGAGUUGACGAUCGAGACGAAGAGCCACAAAAAGAAAACCUAGAAUCAAACGUUGGUGCAAGUGAUGAUUUAAAAUCGGACCAUGAGGACAAAGUCGAAAAAUCUGAUUCGCAAAGCAACGACACUGAGGUAAAUGAAAAUAAUAAUGAAACAGGUCAAAAUGAUUUGCUAACAAAGGAUCAAUCUCUUGAAGAUGUAGCUCACGUUGAGGCGGCAUUAAGCAGCUCAGCAAAUGAUGCCGUAAUUGCGAGCGCUGAACAAAGUAUUUCCAUUAAUCCAGUGGAGCCCUCUGAAGAUAGUUUGAAUGCAAACGCUGAGCAGGGGGAUGAAGAUAAUACCCAGCUUAACGUGGUUCCUGUCACAGAACAAGACGACAUAGUAGUUCAAAAGCAUGAAAUACCACCCAAGGGAUCCGAUGAAGUGAAAGUGGAAGAUGAUACUAAAGUGGGUGAGAAUCCGGAAUCAAAUGAACCAACGGUCCAAGGUUUAAGUACGGAGACAAAUCCUACCCUAGAAAAUGUAGUGAUUGACGAAAUGCAGAAACUACUGCAAGAUGAUAAAAAUGAUCCGGCAUGUGCUGAGGACGCACCCGAAGGUGACAACAAUUCUGGUAACUUCAACAAAGACGUAGCAGAUACAGUGGAUGAUUCAAAUGAACUUAAAGUGGACGAAAAGAACGACAUUCUACCUAGUGCCCCAAUAGAAGAAAAAUCCGGCGAGGGUGCAGUUAUUCCACCCGUUACUAAUCUCGAAGAAAGUUUAGAUAAGUCUGUACCGCAAAACGACCAAUCAUCGGACUUGGAUCAAACGGUAGUGAAUGAAUCGCCAAGUGAUGGUGCGAUUGAACCGAAAGACGACACAUUAGCUGCUCCGGUUGAUCCUUCGGCAUUGGCAGAUGAGGAACUGAAACAGACGGAAAGUCUGGAGGAAGUAGUCGAAGAACCAUGUGUAAAGCGUGAAAUAUCACCCUCGAAGUCGGUUCGUCUCGAAAAGGAUGAUAGCAGUGAGAAGCAAGUCGAAGAGCUGGAAGAGAUAAAGAAAGUCGAUUUGAGUCAGCUGAGCAAGGAUUCGGCUGAAGCUUUGUUUUAUACACUGAAGAAAAGUGAACUUGAAAAUCAGGAACCUGAAGGCGAUACUGUGGGCACCGAAGAGGAGAGUCCUAAGGGUAUGGCAGGUACCCAGCAACAAACGACCGAAGACGAUGAUCAGGACGUAGUGGUAAAGGAAGAGCCACAACCCAUUCCGGAAGCGGAACACACAAAACGAACGUUUACUGAUGAUUUUUUAGAUGAAAACCCCAUCACUGGAGCUCCGAUCACAGCCUCAAUGCCAAGUGAUGGGGGCGAACAGCACGAUCCUCUUUCGAUCGGUCAGGACCGUGCCUCACUGGAUGCGGAAGAACAGAAGGAUGAGUUCAAUCCUAUGGUCAUGGUGUCGAUGCGCUCAAAACAGUACCAGGAACAGCUACACAGCGGCGCGGUAGUGGAGAAGGUCGAUCCAGAGGUUCCGAACGAGGGUACAUCGAAGCGCCCGAUGAUGCGUAGAUGUAUGACCGAGAUGUCGGGACUCCAGCGAUAUGAGGCUGCGAUGGAAGACGAGCUCGUCGAAACCCGUCCGGAGGAUCCUAGCUACGUUGAGGAGGAAGACCAAUUCGAUGGGUAUUAUAUAGGGCAUAUAAAAAAUAAAAUUCUUGCCUCAUCCGUAUCGGUGGCCGAUUCAGAUUGUCCCGAUGGCACACGCUCCUCCGUGGAGUCUGUCGACGAGAAUAACGUGCGAACGGCACUGGAAACGAUUGCUUCUACAGACACGGAGUCAACAAUUGCGUCGCAGGCGACCAUUCAGCAGGCAGGACGACGAAGCUACCUGAGAAAGCACUCCCAGAACACGUCCUCCAACAUACCGUACGCGUCAUUCGGCAAUGCCGCCAUCGAUCAAUCGUUGGACGAGUUUAUAGAGCGUGAGGAGCAGCACAAACAGGACGAAGCGAUGGCAGAAGCGGCCACCAAGAUCCAACGAUCUUACCGGACGCAUAAGAAGAAAUUGCUGCGUGAUUAUCACAGCACGAUGCGCACCUUCACCGAGGACCAGUCCGCGGAAAGUGGCGAAGAGUAUGCCGCUAACGUGAUCCAGAUCAAGUUGGAUCAGCGGCGAACCGAGGCUUCGGAUCCGGCAGCGGGUGACGGUGGCGAGGAAAGCGAUACAACGACGGGCGGGAAGGUUGGUCUGGGGGCGACCGGGAAACGGCCGAUGUACAGCUUGAACAUUGACGAGUAUGACACGGUGGCACGGCGGAUGACACUCACCCGUGGUGUGGCAAUGCAGCGUAACUCAACGCCGGAUGAUGACUCCGGCAAGUCGGCAAACGCAUCGACCGAUCGAAAGCCUUCGUUGAACAGUCCGAUUGUUAAGGAUUCGACGCCGGCUAGUGGAUCCGGCGAAAGUCCUUCGUCGGAUGAGAAGCCAGCGGGACCCGAUACAACCGACAGAAGCUCGAGCGACGAACCGGAACAGAAGGACGCUCGUAGCUCAUCACGAUCAAAACCGAAAAGUAGCCCAACGGCGGUGGUAGCCGGGCGUGAACAAGUGCCCCGGAUGGUCACCAGUCGGACAACAUUCGCGCCGCUGGACGUGCAAAAUCUGCUGCUGAUUGCGCGGCAGCGCACGAUGCCGGUACAGAUCGAUUCGUCCGUCAUCCGGGUACUACCGAAGCAUAUGCGCAAACGGAUCAGCAGCGCGGGCAUGCUGAACACCAACGGCAAGCGAAAAUAGGAUUGUCAUUUUUAGGAGCUGAAAAUGGAAACCAGAUUUCUAAUUAUUGUACCGUAGGGUCACGGUUUCCCAGGGAACAGUUAUUGAAAACAAAAAAACAACGAUGCUAACAAAAUAUAUACUCUGCU
This is a messenger RNA of Anopheles moucheti, 5000 nucleotides long. RefSeq lists its product as uncharacterized. Gene Ontology annotation, molecular function: calmodulin binding. The transcript has 2 exons. Lineage: Eukaryota; Metazoa; Arthropoda; Insecta; Diptera; Culicidae. The record is from RefSeq and is a predicted model, not a curated record. Bases 1 to 4872 code for a protein of 1623 amino acids.